AUGCCUUCGGAACAAGGACACCGCCUCUACGUCAAGGGACGUCACCUGAGCUUCCAGCGCUCCAAGCACGCCCUUACCCCCAACACCAGCUUGGUCAAGAUCGAGGGUGUUGAUGACACCAAGUCCGCCAAGUUCUACCUUGGCAAGAAGGUCGCUUUCGUUUACCGUGCUAAGCGUGAGGUCCGCGGCUCCAACAUUCGGGUGAUCUGGGGCAAGGUCACCCGGCCGCACGGCAACUCCGGUGUUGUGCGCGCCAAGUUCCGCAACAACCUCCCCCCCAAGUCCCUCGGCGCUACCGUCCGCGUUAUGCUCUACCCCUCCAACAUCUAA
Messenger RNA from Penicillium expansum, 330 nucleotides. RefSeq names its product 60S ribosomal protein eL33. Gene Ontology annotation, cellular component: ribosome; cytosolic large ribosomal subunit. The transcript is spliced from 5 exons. NCBI's taxonomy places the organism in Eukaryota, Fungi, Ascomycota, Eurotiomycetes, Eurotiales, Aspergillaceae. Gene Ontology annotation, biological process: cytoplasmic translation; ribosomal large subunit biogenesis. The record is from RefSeq and is a predicted model, not a curated record. Gene Ontology annotation, molecular function: structural constituent of ribosome. Bases 1 to 330 code for a protein of 109 amino acids.